Molecule: messenger RNA, 1161 nt
Organism: Laccaria bicolor S238N-H82
Lineage: Eukaryota; Fungi; Basidiomycota; Agaricomycetes; Agaricales; Hydnangiaceae
Exons: 4
Coding region: 1-1161 (386 amino acids)
Source: RefSeq, a predicted model, not a curated record
AUGUCCCAUCCACGUAUCAAAGUACCGGGAAAAUCAUCUGAUAUACCCGAGCUAAAUGAUCACCAGCACAGACGACCUGUCAAGCGUUUGCGCCUUACAGUCGAAUCUGAAGACGACGAUGAAAACCGAGAAGAGCCUUCCAGAAACCAUUCCUUGCCCUCAAGUUUAGAUAGCCUUACGGAUGACGAACAACCAGAGCCGUCAACGUCAAAGGCUGCAGUUCCCGCUCCACUCAAGAAUGCCUCGAAGAAGGGAAUGCAAGCCAAGACUAGUAAAGCGAGUGGGCCGCAAAGGAAGAAACCGCGGAAAUUGGUCGUUACAGAUCCAGAGUCGGAGGAUUACGAUGAUUCUGUGCAACAGGCUUCAGAAGAGGACGACGAGCGCGAACCACUCAUGGAGGACAAACGGCCGAAGGUUCUCAAAGGCGGCAAAGCUACGUCGAGAAAGGAAGCGGGAGCUCGAAAGGGGGUCAAGAGACUGCACAAAACUGAGUCAUCGAAUGUAGCCGAAGCCCAACCGCCCAUAGCAAAGGGAGACGCGACAGUGCGGCCCGCUCCAAAACUUCCUGAGUUGCUGAUCGACGUUGUGGGGGAUGAAUCACAAGGAGUGGAUACCCCUCUAGCUACUGUGGAUGAUUCUGCUGUUUCAGCAGCCAAGAAACGGACGCGACUCCCAACCAUCAAGAAGAACAAGGCUCCUACUUUGACUGCCCCUAGUACACCUUCUACACCAGCCAUCGCGUCCAAGCUCGACUCCACCAUUCCCGCGCUAAAAGUGGGAGAACCGAAGCAGGCCACUACGAGAAAGGCUGCCAUUGCCGCUACAGACCUGGAUCUAGCCAAUCAAUCUGUCUACAACGAACUUUUUAGAGGCGGCAAUACUACCGGGGGAGGGGGCUCCAAUCGACGGACGAAGGAAGAGGAGAGGCGGAAGGAACUUCAUAAGAUGAGGGAAGAUGCAAGGAGCAAACGAGCUUUGGAAGCGACUGUAGCGUUCGAUUUACAAGCUCAGCACGAGAAGAUAUCGCGGUUUGAAGAUAAACUCAAAGCUGCGCAUAGCUCGGCCCUAUAUCCCAAUUUUCUGGCGGCGAAAUGGAGGGAAGAGUAUGAGCUGGAGCGAAGACGGAAAGAGAGGGCGCAAGAGGAAUGGCUUGCCAGUUAA